Cylindrotheca closterium is the source of this 1062-nucleotide messenger RNA. The record is from the annotation of a GenBank genome assembly. NCBI's taxonomy places the organism in Eukaryota, Bacillariophyta, Bacillariophyceae, Bacillariales, Bacillariaceae.
AUGGCUGCGAUGACUUCAAAAUCGACUUUGUCGACGGAAUCGCCGCCCUUUAACCCCAAUCGCAUUCUGGCCCAUAACACACCCAGUCCUAGACGUUUCAAUAGUCGAAGCCGUUCUAGUUCUCCCUAUCGGAGUGCGUCAGCGGGAUCCUAUGUGAAAAAUGACCAUCCAAAUUCCAAUACAAUUCCAAAGUUCAAGUUUGAACACAAGGGCGAAACUCUGGAAAUACGUAAUGUUUGGGCGGAGAACUGUGAGGAGGAAAUGCGGAACAUUCGGGAGGUUGUCGAAAAGUACCCUUAUGUGGCUAUGGAUACCGAAUUUCCUGGUGUCGUUGCCAAGCCAGUAGCGGAAUCUUAUACUAGUGGUUAUCACUACAAGUCUCUCAAGGUGAAUGUUGACCUCCUGAAAAUCAUUCAACUCGGAUUGAGCUUUGCUGAUGAGGAUGGCAACUUGUGUAAAGAAUGCCCUUGUUGGCAAUUCAAUUUCAAGUUUGAUUUGGACAGCGACAUGUUUGCCCAAGAUUCGAUUGAUUUGUUGGUCCAUUCGGGCAUCAGCUUUACGGAUCAUGCCAUGCACGGAAUUGAUCCUCUGUUGUUUGGAGAGUUGUUGAUGGUUUCAGGUUUGGUUCUGGACGAUAGAGUAAAGUGGGUCUCCUUCCAUUCUGGUUAUGACUUUGCCUACCUGCUUAACGUCUUGACUACUCAAGCUUUGCCUGCUGAUGAGAAGUCUUUCUUUGAAUUGUUGAAAGUCUACUUUCCCAAGAUUUAUGACAUCAAGUACAUGACUUCGUUGUUAGAUGGCCACCACUUCUUGGGAGGUCUAUCCAAAUUGGCUGACGACCUAGGAUGCGAACGAUUGGGCGCUGAACAUCAAGCUGGAUCCGAUAGUUUGCUCACUAUGAGUGCUUUCUUUGCACUGGUCAAGGCCAAGUUCACAAAGAAUGGAAAGGUGGACGAUAAACGCUAUGCGAACGAACUCUUUGGCUAUGGCAACAACCAUACAGUCCGAAAGGGUGGUCCAAGUCGGGAAAUGAGCACUGGCAGCGCCCCGGGCGCCGACUGA